ACAGGCACCAGCCAGCCAGCCCCGUGACUGAGAACGCUCAAGUCUAACGGAGGAAAUGGCGGGUGCGACCUUCCUCUCGGCUCCGGCGCUGCUCCGCCUACCGUCGUCCUCUUCGUCCCCGGCACGCGGCAGGCAUGCGCAGAUUCAAGUGUGCUGCAGGGUCACACCUGAGGGUUCUGAGGCCGGACAGCCUCUGCGAUUCCACAGAAGGGAUCUUAUCGGAGGCUGCUUCGGCGCCACCGUUGGAUUGGAAAUUAUCGAGGGUUCGACAAGGUUCACAGGAGAGGCUGCUGCAGCUGAUUUGAUCGAACGCAGACAGCGCUCUGAGUUCCAAUCAAGCAUCAAAGGCACCCUCACAGCAGCCAUAGAGGCAAAGCCAGAGCUCGUCUCAUCUCUUUUGACCUUGGCGCUGAAUGAUGCUAUGACAUAUGACAAGGCCACAAAGUCAGGAGGGCCAAAUGGAUCGAUCAGGCUAAGUGCAGAAAUAAGCAGACCUGAAAACAGUGGGCUUUCUGCUGCUUUGGAUCUACUAGUCGAAACAAAGAAAGAGAUAGAUUCCUACUCCAAGGGAGGUCCCAUCUCAUUUGCAGAUUUGAUCCAAAUAGCAGCACAACAGGCACUCAAGAAAACAUUUCUUGAUGAGGCCAUUGCCAAGGCCGGUGGGAACAUAGAUAAGGGAAGAACCCUAUACUCAGCAUACGGGUCAAGUGGGCAGUGGGGUUUUUUCGACAAAAUAUUCGGGCGAGAUGACGCCCAAGAACCUGAUCCAGAGGGCAGGGUGCCUGAGUGGGGCAGCGCUUCUGUGCAGGAAAUGAAGGACAAGUUCAUCGCCGUUGGUCUCGGUCCUCGUCAGGUUGCUGUGAUGUCAGCCUUCUUUGGGCCUGACCAAGCUGCCACGGAGGCGAAACUGAUCGUUGAUCCAGACUGUCGUCCGUGGGUCGAGAAGUACCAGCGUAGUCGCGAGACGGUCUCCAGGACUGAUUACGAGGUUGACCUGAUAACCACGCUCACGAAGCUGAGCUACCUUGGGCAGAAGAUAAAUUACGAGGCCUACACAUACCCCAAGCAAAAGAUUAACUUGGGCAAUCUGAAGCUGUGAUUGAUGAUUUCUCUGGGCAUAAUACCUGCGAGCCAUGGCAUUCAUGAACCGAGGGCUUCAUCAGGUGACCAUGUUAGGUGUCUACGGAGAGUGACUUUGAUUCGGCUUUGUGUUUUAGCCGUGCCAGCAGGCCUUGUAGUUUAUCGCGAGGAGUACAUAUUUUCGUCCAUGGCAGGAAGGGCGGCUAGAUGGUUUGUUUGAAGUAGUGACCGGCAUGAUAUUGAAUGUUCUGUAACUUACGAAACAAGAGAUGAAGUGGUUUGAAAGAAGAAAGAUUAUCU
Messenger RNA from Lolium rigidum, 1380 nucleotides. RefSeq names its product thylakoid lumenal 29 kDa protein, chloroplastic. The transcript has 11 exons. The record is from RefSeq and is a predicted model, not a curated record. Bases 56 to 1099 code for a protein of 347 amino acids. Gene Ontology annotation, molecular function: heme binding; peroxidase activity. Gene Ontology annotation, cellular component: chloroplast thylakoid membrane. Lineage: Eukaryota; Viridiplantae; Streptophyta; Magnoliopsida; Poales; Poaceae. Gene Ontology annotation, biological process: hydrogen peroxide catabolic process; cellular response to oxidative stress; response to reactive oxygen species.